GCUGCUGUAGGUGGUAGUUUGAAUAUCCGGCUGUGUCGCUUUCCAAGUAUUGUGUUACCAAAUUUUAUUUUCGAUCGACCGUGUUAUACCGCGGAAAGCGUAAUGAAGCUGGCAUUUGUAACUGGGUCAAACAAGGGCAUUGGGUAUAGCAUUGUUGAGAAGCUUGCAGAAUUUUAUAAAGCAUCAGGAGAAUGGGAUAUUUAUCUAACAGCUCGAAAUGUUGAGCUUGGUCAGGAAGCGGUGAAUAAGCUCAAUAACAAGGGUCUAAAUGUUAAAUUCCAUCAACUAGAUAUAACGGAUCCGGAUAGUCGAAAAGCAUUUCUAAAAUUUGUAGAGAAUACCUAUCCUAAUGGAAUCAACAUUGCAGUGAAUAAUGCUGGGAUUGCCUACAAGGUCGAUUCCAUGGCUCCUUUUAGCGAGCAAGCUCGAGUUACGGUAAAUACUAACUUUACAUCAACUGUUGAUUUUACGGAGGAGUUCAUUCCUCUACUGGCUAAACAUGCUAGGGUUGUUAAUGUAUCAAGCGUUGCUUCUUUGACGUGUCUCAAGAAACUUAGUAAUGAUCUGUACGAAAAAUUCAUUAGUUCAAUAAAUCUUCUGGAACUCAGGCAACUUGUCUUAGAGUUUGUAAAGUCUGCGGAGGAUGAUACCUAUUCUGAAAGAGGCUGGCCAUCAACUGCAUAUGGUGUGUCCAAAAUGGGCCUUACAAAGGCUUCAUUUAUUUCGGUGAAAUGCUGAAAGACGAUUCGAGAGGGAUUGUGAUAAAUUCGUGUUGUCCUGGCUUUUGUGAUACUGAUAUGUCUAGUCACAAGGGAACGAAGAUAGCUGAUGAGGGUGCUGAUACUCCAUUUUACUUGGCCACUUUACCUAAUGGAUCGAAGGAACCAAUAAAUCAAUUUGUUUACGAAAGAAAGGUGGUUAAGUGGUCUAAAUAACCCUUGAGUUAUUUUACAUAUCUCAAAAACCUAAACCGAAUCUUAUUAGUCUGUUUUCUGUCAACAUUUGUAAUGAUAAUGACUAGUUUUAGUUUUAUUAUGUUUCAACCGGAAUCGCAAUAUUUCCCAAAUGUAAUCCCUCUGCGAAUAGAUAUGGUUCCUAUUUUUUAUUAUUUUGCCGCUGGGUGCAUUCCAUGUUGUCCUUGGAUAUGUAGUGUUUUGAGUCUAUCCAAUUCAUUUUGAUGGGAUUUGUCCGCAUGUAAACAGUUCACUGCGGUCUAUCCAUUUGAGUACGGUGUAUUUUAUUUUUUGACUAUGUGGUAUCGUGCAGAUAGUGCUUAUAGUCUUUUAAUGUAAGUACAUAAAAACGAUUCGAAUACGGACAUCGGCUAAUAACUUCAUUAUUAAAUAAAUGUGCAUUAAUGGCUCAG
Molecule: messenger RNA, 1366 nt
Organism: Schistosoma turkestanicum
Lineage: Eukaryota; Metazoa; Platyhelminthes; Trematoda; Strigeidida; Schistosomatidae
Source: the annotation of a GenBank genome assembly